Molecule: messenger RNA, 2187 nt
Organism: Striga asiatica
Lineage: Eukaryota; Viridiplantae; Streptophyta; Magnoliopsida; Lamiales; Orobanchaceae
Source: the annotation of a GenBank genome assembly
AUGAACGAUGACGAGCUGGUCGGGCGGGCGCACAUUUUGAAGGCGCUCAAAGGCAAGCUUCUGGGCGGAGACGAGCCUAUUCGGGGCUGUGUGAUCUCGGGAAUGACCGGCAUAGGCAAGACGGCCCUCGCUAGAUGCAUCUACCACGACCCGUACGUGCGGGCCCACUUCACGUGUCGUGCCUGGGUAACCGUCUCCCCGAAAGGAAACAAGCUAGACGACAUGGCUUGGUCCCUCAACAACAAAACUUUGUUGGUCAAGAUCGUCACUAGUCCCUUCGACAUGCAACAGCUGAACAAAAUUUUGCCCGGUAACAAGUACCUAGUCGUGAUCGACAACUUGGGGGAUUUGAAGACCUGGCAACAAGUGAUGAGGUCUGCCCCGAACGACAUAAAAGGGAGCCGAAUCAUUGUGACGACCCAAAACGGGCUCAUAGCUCGAGAUGUCGUCAUGUCGAAUGGCUACGUGCUUCGGGAUCCUUUCCUUAACGAUGACGACAGCUGGCGUCUGCUCCAUAGAGUGGUGUUUCCCUACGGCAGCUACUGCCCGUGGGAACUCGAAAGUAUCGGGAGGAGAAUCUCCGGCAGCUGUGAGGGCCUUCCACUUGCAAUCAUCCAAGUCGGGAAGCUCCUUUGUGGGGUCGACAGGACGGCCAAGAGAUGGAAGGAGGUUGAAGAGAGUGAUUUUCUGCUCAACGACCCGAUCCUCUUGCGUAAGGCGUCUCUGAGUUACCAGCAGCUGCCUCGGCAUCUGCAGCCCUGCUUUCUGUACGUGGGCCUAAUCCCGAAAGGAAUCGAGAUCCGCCUGUCUAGAAUCAUCAACUUGUGGGUUGCCGAGGGAUUCAUCGCCGCACAAGGACAUAUGUUACAGAAAGAGGUGGGAAGGAUUUAUCUGAUCAAGCUCGUGGCCCGGAGUCUCGUUCAAGUUCUCAACUACAGCUCCACCGACGAAGGAAUCAAAACCUGCAGGGUCCACGUCAUGUACCGGGGUUUCUGCAUCAAGGAGGCUCGGGACGAAGGUUUUUGCCACGUCAUAAAAAAGUUGGAGCACGCCAAUGUGCAGGGCACAGGCAGCCAUCCGAGGCUUUGCUUUCAUAACAACAUCGUACUUGGACUCAAGCAAGCUCGUGCGGCGCUCGAAUCAGUUUCAUCCGCAUGUUCUCUUCUCUGUUACGGUCCACGCAGUCAGUACCCAGUACUGUGCGGGACUCCUCCUCUGCCCUUUAAGCUGCUCAAUGUGUUGGAUGCACCAGCUGUCCGUUUCUACGAGUUCCCUGACCAAGUACUCGGCCUCGUUCGGUUAAGGUACCUCGCCAUCACCUACGAUGGCGAGAUCCCAUCGGCUAUUUCCGCACUCUGUGACCUCCAAGUCUUGAUUGUCCAUCGGCAUCAAAUCGUCAGAUCCUCGUGUGCUGUGGCUAAUAGUUAUCUACCUAUGGAGAUUUGGACUUUGCGUAAACUGAGGCACUUACACUGCAUGGGAUGGGACCUCCCGCAUCCUUCUACGGCUUGUUUUUUCCUCGAAAACCUACUCUCUCUUUCGGGCGUGAGCCCCCGGAGUUGUACGCAUGGAGUGCUUGCAAGGAUGCCCAAGUUGGAAAAAGUAGGAGUUCGGGUCGUGCCAUUGCUAGCACAUGAUACGGUUGAGACCUUUGCCUUUUUUAGUAAUUUCUCACAUCAGUAUUCCAAGUUCGAGUCCUUCAAGUGCGUCGUUGUAGGACCUGAUCUUGGGACCACUUUUGCUUCUUUGGUAACUCCAUCAUUUCCCAUAUACAUUAAAAAGAUAACUCUGAGCGGGUGUCGGUUUCCAUGGGAGUACAUAAAGGUGAUUGCCCAACUGCCUAAUAUCAGUGCGCUUAAACUGCGACAGUAUGCUUUCCAGGGCCCUGAGUGCUUAUUGAGCGACUUGAUCUUCUCAGGCCUAACAUUUUUGCUGAUGGAGGACUUGGAUGUCGAGAACUUCAUAUGCGGGAUUGAUAGCUUCCCGAGGCUCAGGCGCCUUCGUAUCAGGCAUUGCUACAAAUUGAAGUCCAUCAACUUGGGCGAGAGUAUACCAUAUGAUACAGAGGUGGAUGAUUGCGGAGUAGUGAUUGAGAAUUGGGCUCGAGGAUUUAAAAAGCAACAUCUUGAUCAUCACGUUCACAUCCGUUCCUCAAGGAACGAUGGCGGCAGCAAAAAUAAUUCAUGA